Tigriopus californicus is the source of this 1899-nucleotide messenger RNA. RefSeq names its product ras-related protein Rac1. Lineage: Eukaryota; Metazoa; Arthropoda; Copepoda; Harpacticoida; Harpacticidae. The record is from RefSeq and is a predicted model, not a curated record. Gene Ontology annotation, molecular function: GTPase activity; GTP binding; protein kinase binding. The transcript is spliced from 5 exons. Gene Ontology annotation, cellular component: cell projection; cytoskeleton; cytoplasmic vesicle. The coding region runs from base 697 to 1275 and encodes 192 amino acids. Gene Ontology annotation, biological process: small GTPase-mediated signal transduction; cortical cytoskeleton organization; motor neuron axon guidance.
AUCUGGAAGCUGGCCCUCCUCAAUUCUUGCCUGCUAGACGGGCAGUGCUCGGUGGGCUCGCUUUGGUGGGUUUGCUGGGUUUGCUGGGCUGUUGAAGUGCUUUUUUCUUCUUGGAUCUGACUCGUCGACUUGGUUUGGCAUCCCGAGAACCCGAGAACUAAAUAAGGGAUUGGCCUUCAUCGCGUGUGGGAGGGAAGAGCGAGUGAGUGAGUGGGGCACGGAGAGACAUUGAAAGAGUGAGUGUACCACGGAUCCCCAGCACCACGGCCUGAUCACGGGCCAGCUUGAGACGCCCCGAAUUGAAGAGCGGUUGUUCACUCUGAAUAUCGAUCAACGGGAAGUGCAGACUUGAUAGGAGGCCUCUGAAAUCUCCGAAAUCCUUGAGAGGUGAAGGUGAGAAACUCACUGCGGAUCUGUCAGUUGUUGGUACCGCGUGAUUGGUCUUUGUCUAUCACACAAGUCUCAAGUACAAGAAAUUCUCAGGAGUGUUGGCCAGAGCGGAAACGACUUUGCCUUGUUCCACACCACGAGCAUCUUUUACACAUUCAGAGAUAAGACGUUGUGUGACUUCAUAGGACCUGUUGCCUUCGUCCGAGAUAAGACUGAGUAAAGGAAGCCAAGAGGUGGGACACAAAAGACGCUAAUAAUUUCGUUCACACCUAUUCCUGGACGAGAUUGAAAGGUUUAGCGGGCACAAUGCAGGCUAUCAAAUGUGUGGUGGUGGGCGAUGGUGCCGUGGGAAAAACCUGUCUCUUGAUCAGUUACACAACAAACGCCUUCCCUGGGGAGUAUAUCCCUACAGUGUUCGACAACUACUCGGCCAAUGUGAUGGUUGAUGGGAAGCCCAUUAAUUUGGGAUUAUGGGAUACGGCCGGACAAGAAGAUUACGAUCGACUACGACCUUUGUCUUACCCACAAACAGAUGUCUUCCUGAUAUGCUUUUCUCUGGUCAAUCCCGCCUCAUUCGAAAAUGUGAGGGCCAAAUGGUAUCCCGAAGUACGUCACCAUUGCCCCAGUGUCCCCAUCAUCCUGGUCGGUACGAAGUUAGAUCUUCGAGACGAGAAGGACACCAUCGACAAACUCAAGGAGAAGCGCUUGUCACCCAUUACAUAUCCCCAGGGCUUGGCUAUGGCCAAGGACGUUGGAGCUGUGAAAUAUUUAGAAUGCUCUGCCUUGACGCAAAAGGGUCUCAAAACGGUAUUCGACGAAGCAAUUCGAGCGGUGCUGUGUCCAGCUCCCAAGCCUAAACCCCGGCGGAAAUGCAACCUCCUCUAACCCAACCCCUCCCCCUCACUCCUCCCACCCGCACUGAGUAUGCGAACCAUCCACGGGGUCAAGCCACCGAAGCUGUGGAGUGACCCCGCCCGUUCUUGGCUAGCCUUGUGAGAGAGGUGUGUCUUCAGUGCUACAAGUGAUAACGCAAUAAGAGAGUUACGCGGCAUUAUUAACAAAUGUAUCAUGAUAUCUACGAAUAACCCUGGAGUGUCUUUGGGUCUCCUUUUCUACGAAUAAGAGCUGAACGCUUGUUGGGGCAGUGGUGGUCUCGGCUCCUUCGACGACAACGAAGGAUGAAAAGUGAAUGUGACGGCAGUGUAUUACAUUCUACCCCUUGCAUCUGAGUGCCUCGAACAGUUAUGUCCAUACGAUCCGGAACAAUUUGCCGUGGUUUGGGAGCCUAGUCUGAAUUUGGACCCUGGCUAGUGUAUUUUUUUCUACCGUCUCGCAACACAAUUUCCUGAAAUUCAGAUUUGUAAACGGGAUCCAAACCUAACCCGAAAUUCUAACCCAAGCUGCACCGAUUAUCCGAGGCUUUUGGUCAUUCAACAACCCGAUUGACCGUGUGUCCUAAUGCCAAUUUAUACAAAGCAAAGAAGCAAAUAUAGCUCGCCUAUGGUAAUA